ACCAGCCAUGAGAAGUAGUUCAUGCUGAUCAAUCUGGAUAAAAUUCAACCAGUGUAGAUCAAGCAGGCUAGGUUCCCCCUCAUCCACCAUCAUCUCUACAACCUCUCCACACGAACGAGACCAAUCACAAGCUAGCUGCGAGCAAUGGAGCACCAGAUGUUCAACGAGCCGUUCACGAGCAGCAUGUCGUCACUGGAGGCGGACAUCUUCUCCGGUGGACACCACCACCUCGCGCCGUCCCUGCAGUUGCCGGGCCUAGACCUAGACCACGACAUCCCGGCGGCGCCGGCUGCCAACAACGCCACCUCCUCUGGCGGCUUGAGGUCCCACCGAAAGAUGAGCCACAGCGCGUACGAGCGCGACAGCCGCAAGCAGCUCAACGAGCAUUAUUCCAACCUUCGCUCCCUCCUCCCCGACGAUGAUCAUCACACCAGGAAGCUGGGCAAUCCGACCAUUGUGUCGCGGGUGAUCAAGUACAUCCCGGAGCUGCAGAAGGAGGUAGACGGCCUGGAGAAGAAGAAGGAGCAGCUGACGCGGGCCAGCUGCAGGCCGGGAGAUGGCACGGCUCCUAUCGUCUCCGCCACCUGCCUUGACGACAGGGAAAUCAUGGUCCAGGUCAGCCUGCUGAACACCAUGGCCGGUGCGCUGCCCAUGUCCAAAUGCAUGAAGGUGCUGGAGAACCAAGGCCUCUGCCUCAUCAGCUCGUCCGCUUCGGCUUUUCAGAACAGGACCUUCUACAGCCUUCAUCUUCAGAGAACCCAACGAACAAUGAGCAAGGAGUGCUCAGCAUUUUGUGACGAACUGGAGAACGCCGUGAAGCAAAAGGCGGGACUACAUCCACAUUACUAGUAGAAGACAACAUAAUAGUGGUGGAUGCGAUCAUAUUUAAGUACUACCAUGAAUCAAAAUGCAUGCCAUACCUAUAUAACAAAUAAUCAAAGAUAAAUAGUACUGACGCAGUUGGUAUCUUCGCGAUAUUAAUAUAUAUCAAAAAAAAAAUAGUAAGACGCAUGCAUGAUAGUAUAAAACAGUGUGUUCCAUAUAACUACUAUUGUAUAUACAUUCAGGCCCUACAUUUUCCUCAUGAUGUACCCUAGCUUGUACGCAGAUGCAAGUUGAGUAUAAUUACUAUGCGUGCUAGGACGACAAAGAAAAUAAAUUUAGAGCUGGCCGCAAAGCAGUGGCGUGCAUUCUGAUAAGAGACACGCCAUGUCCAUGUAAUUCAUACAAAUAAAUAAAUAUA
Triticum dicoccoides is the source of this 1243-nucleotide messenger RNA. Its product is annotated as protein IRON-RELATED TRANSCRIPTION FACTOR 2-like. Gene Ontology annotation, cellular component: RNA polymerase II transcription regulator complex. The transcript has 3 exons. Bases 145 to 849 code for a protein of 234 amino acids. The record is from RefSeq and is a predicted model, not a curated record. Gene Ontology annotation, biological process: regulation of transcription by RNA polymerase II. NCBI's taxonomy places the organism in Eukaryota, Viridiplantae, Streptophyta, Magnoliopsida, Poales, Poaceae. Gene Ontology annotation, molecular function: RNA polymerase II transcription regulatory region sequence-specific DNA binding; DNA-binding transcription factor activity, RNA polymerase II-specific; protein dimerization activity.